UAUAUUCGACUUUCCGACCCAAAGACCACUGACAUCAUGAUUUGACCGAGUUCCCCGUUGUUUUGAACGCGGCAAUAGAUCCCUACGGCCUAUAAACAUGCUCACUUUCUUGCACUUAUUUGAGGCCGUAUGUAAUACUGUGUGAACCCGCAGAGGGCGUAGUUCCCUUUCUCUAAAUUGUUUUUCCACCGCAUGACGCUCUCGAACAGCUGCUGAUUCCAAGAUGACGGAUCCUACAGCAUCGCCGGAAGAUCACUGGAACAAAAACGACGGGUCUUUCAGUGACAACGGAUUUGAUCCCAGUUUCUUUGCUGAGAAUGCAAGGAAGGGUACUGUGGUCUCCAGGGCUAACAGCAUUGGGUCCACAAGUGCCUCAUCAGUACCAAAUACAGAUGAUGAAGACAGUGACUACAGGCAUGAGACCACAUACAAGGAGUCCUACAAAGACCGGCGGAGACAGGCACACACACAGGCCGAGCAGAAACGACGGGAUGCUAUCAAGAAAGGUUAUGAUGAUCUCCAGUCCAUAGUGCCCACCUGCCAGCAGCAGUCUGAGUUUGCCGUGGGGACACAGAAGAUCAGCAAGGCCACAGUGCUGCAGAAAACUAUCGACUACAUCCAGUUUCUGCACAAGGAGAAGAAGAAGCAGGAGGAGGACAUGUCUAUGCUGAGGAAGGAAGUGAUGGCACUGAAGAUCAUGAAAACGAACUAUGAGCACAUAGUGGAGGCCCACCAGAACAACCCUCAGCAGGGGGAGGAGCAGGUGUCGGACCAUGUCAAGUUCAGCGUGUUUCAGAGCAUCAUGGACUCCCUGUUCCAGUCCUUCAGCAGGUCUGUGUCUGUGGCCAGCUUCCAGGAGCUGUCCGCCUGCGUCUUCAGCUGGAUCGAGGAGCACUGCAAGCCUCAGGUAGGACACUCAAUAUACGGUACUGCUGGGGGAUUCUCGCUGCUGGUGGAUGGAUGGCGCACCAAAUCAUGUAAGGUUUUAUUUAAGGUAAUGGUCUUUGUGAUAAUCAUGGCAUUUUGGUGUAUUUUCUGCUCAAGGAUGGUAUUUUGGACUUCCGUCUGACCCCAACAGGUCAAAACUAUCACCACUGUAGGCUAUAAUUGACAUGCCAGCCACCCUGUCUUGCUCUGAGGAUGGAUGACUGACUAUGUUGAGUUGACAGCUGUGUAAGGUAAUCCAUAUUUGUCCUCUUUUCCUUCCCAGACAUUGCGUGAGUUUGUGGUGGGAGUUCUCCGGCAGCUCAACAGCCAGCUGUAUUAAUGCAGCCAAGGCGUAAACUCAGGACAGGAAUCUCCCCUCAGGGAUGGAGCCGGGGCCUAGCCUGGGUUCUCAGGGUCUGGUAGAGACCUCACAUAUCAGUCUAUCGUGUUCCCUCCUGGCCUGCAGUAUUUAAAUUAACGCUUACUCAACUCACCACCAGUCUGCAGCAGGGUUGGGUGUUUCCUGUCUAGUCAGGUCAAAUCCAGCCCAGCAUUGUCUGUGGUUUUAGUCAUCAGGGUUUUUUGUUGCAGAACAGAGUUGUGUUAAACAAGGCAAAUGGCCACUUGCUUGUAAACGUUCCCUAAUGUUUACAUUCACCACAAAUCAGGGGUUGGAACCACAUUUAUUUUUUAAUUGUUCCAUUCCAAACCUCUUUUUUUGUUUGUUCCAGUGUUCAAAUCAGCAUAAAGCUCUGUACUUGUUCGAAUCAAAUCCAAGACAGUUGUGAGUUAAAAUAUUCAAUUCAAACAAGUUGUGAUGGUAUGAGAAUUGUUAAAUGUUCAUCAUUGAUUGUGAUGUUAUGAUUGCUGUUGUGUCCAUGUUGUGACAGAAUCAAGCAUAUUUGUAAGUCUGUUACUGCAGAUUUUCGCCUUUUCAUCUUUAUUGGUAAAAAAGAUACGGUAGAAUAGUGAUUCAUAAAUAGUUCUGUAUUAAAACAGAAUCUCUGGCCAGGAUUCAAUCAGAUUAGCGGUAAACGCGUAGCUGAUCAUUACUUUUGUUUAGGUGGUGUUGGAGGUGUAACUGCGUUUUAUUAAAAAUGUAUUUAACUGACUUGCCUAGUUUAAUAAAAGUUAAGAACAAAUUAUUAUUUACGGUGAAGGUGUUAGAGCGGUCAAAUCCACAAGAAGCUCCUGGCGUUGCCAUUGGAUGCAGCACCUAGUCGCAUUCAUAGAAAUCUCUUGCAGAAGUGUUACAAAUAAGUGAACUGUGAGAAAUCCCGAUGUCAUUUCUAUGUAGCCGUCACUUUCUUGUUCUGAACUUGUAAGGUGGCUGGGAUAUAAGGACGGGUUUGGUUUCAUGACAACGACCACAAGAGCAGCCGCUUACCAAUUUGACAGCUCCAACACAGUUACACCACCUAAAAAAAAGAAGCAAUGUGUUUGUCGGCUGAUGCAGGUUGCCAGAGAUCUGAUUGAAUCCUGGCCUCAAACAGUCAAUCAUGUAAAAAUGUAAUGUGAAGAAUUUGGUGAUUGAUUUUGACAAUGUGCUCAGGAGAACUUGUACCAAAUGUUUCAGGACCUUCUGGUAAACCUAACAGAUGUGAAUGUUUAAUCUGUGUAAUCACCAGACUUUAAAAAGGGAUUUUAUACGACAAGUCUUUGUGCUGGCAUCAAUAAAUCAGGUCUACUGUUACGUUUUUUUUUUUUUGCUGAUUUGGACAAGAAUUUGAUGAAAGUAUUUCAUAUGAAUGAUUUUUAAUUGCAAAAUAAACUUAAAGUAUA
Messenger RNA from Oncorhynchus masou masou (cherry salmon), 2709 nucleotides. RefSeq names its product max-like protein X. Gene Ontology annotation, biological process: regulation of transcription by RNA polymerase II. Bases 224 to 1069 code for a protein of 281 amino acids. The transcript has 7 exons. Gene Ontology annotation, cellular component: nucleus. Gene Ontology annotation, molecular function: protein dimerization activity; RNA polymerase II cis-regulatory region sequence-specific DNA binding; DNA-binding transcription factor activity, RNA polymerase II-specific. Lineage: Eukaryota; Metazoa; Chordata; Actinopteri; Salmoniformes; Salmonidae. The record is from RefSeq and is a predicted model, not a curated record.